AGUUUUGAAUCUUUUGGAUUAUUUGUCUUAUGGGUAACAAGCAAAGCCGAGAUAAUGCAGGAUCAAGUAAUGGCAGCGGUAAAGGGGCACCUUCGUCAUCCACGCCUUCCAAAACGUCUUCGGCGGCUACUAGGCAAUUACGAAAGAUUCUUCCUUCUAAGAAGCACAACGAAUCUCUGCAAAAGCAAAUGAGUAAGCCCAUGAUGUCUGUGAAUGUACAUGGGUUCCUCACGUUUGAUGAGAAGGGUGAAGCUACGGACGAACGAGUGAUUACUAUUGAAUUCCCCAAGCCUGCUGCUGAUCUUUCAUGUGGAUGGUUGGUGGACCAAGCCCAACAGCAGUUCCGGGAAUUGGGUGCACCUGGUCAUCUUGUUGGGCUCAAGGAGUUUGGAGAUAAGGCCGAUCAGGAAGCCAAGGAUACAUGGUUGAUGGACUUUAGACGACCACUUACUUGCUUGAGACCGAACGAGGAUCUAGAGGCUAUCUUUAGUGUAGAGGACCUAGGAGCCUCUUCCUACGUUUCGAAGGCUACUCUAACAGAUUUUGAGUUCCUCAAGGUUAUUGGCGAUGGAGCAAGUUGUUCUGUGAUUUUGGUUCGUCGUCGGGAUAACGGUAAAUUAUAUGCCGUAAAGAUGAUGACUAAAGAGAGGAUUCUUUCCAAUAAUAAGAGGAUGGAGCGUGCCAUGAUGGAGCGUAAAGUAUUGGCUAAGGCCAGGCAUCCCUUUAUAGUUACUAUGUAUUGGGCUUUCCAAACACGUUCUCACCUAUACUUCGUCCUCGAGUUCUGUGCUGGAGGAGAGCUAUUCUAUCACAUGAUGCAGCGAGGCCAUUUUGAUGAGUCAACUGCCAAGUUCUACUUUUGUGAAGUCCUUCUUGGUCUGGAGUACCUGCAUUCUCAGAAUGUGUUAUAUAGAGAUUUGAAACCAGAGAAUGUCUUGUUGGACUUGGAUGGCCAUGUGCGGCUAACUGAUUUCGGCCUGUCUAAGGAAAGCAAAGCAGAUCCAGCCUCGCAAUUAACGUCUUUCGUGGGCACUGCUGGGUACCUUAGUCCCGAGAUGAUCAAGCGAGAAGGUGGUCAUGGGAAGCCGUUGGAUUUCUAUUGCCUUGGGUGUCUACUUUACGUUAUGCUAACUGGUAGCCUCCCACACUUCCAAGGCAAUUGGGAUGAAAUGUUCGCUCGAAGAGUCACGGGCGAGAGCCUCACGUACCCACCAUGGGUAUCUGCUGCAGCACGAGACAUGUGUGAUAGGCUCUUAGAGGCCGAUCCUAAGACGAGGCUUGGAUCUAGGAAAGGAGCUAGAGAGAUCAAGGAUCAUCCCUGGGUUAAGAGUAUGGAUUGGGAAAAGCUUUUCCGGAAACAGAUCAAGCCACCAAUCGAUCCUAGCAAAACUAAGAAGAAUUUCUCUCCCGAGUUCACAACAAAGCCUGUCGAGGCUGUUAAGGCACGGGCUGUCAAAGGAGCUGCUGUGGCAGCACCUAAGGUCAAGGAGGGUGCAUUCCAAGGGUGGAGUUACAUCGAAGGGCCACCGAAUAGCUCUGAACCUGGAAUGCCUCCGACCAUCAGGGAGUGAACUAUUCCAAUAUCUGUUGUACACAUGCGAGAAGUUCUCCUACUCAAGAUUUUAGUAUAUCCAGUUUCUCUAUUAUUGCAUAGUUGAUCUGGACUUAC
Perkinsus marinus ATCC 50983 is the source of this 1669-nucleotide messenger RNA. RefSeq names its product serine/threonine protein kinase, putative. The record is from RefSeq and is a predicted model, not a curated record. The transcript has 14 exons. Gene Ontology annotation, biological process: protein phosphorylation. Bases 30 to 1571 code for a protein of 513 amino acids. Gene Ontology annotation, molecular function: protein serine/threonine kinase activity; ATP binding. NCBI's taxonomy places the organism in Eukaryota, Perkinsozoa, Perkinsida, Perkinsidae.